Trichophyton verrucosum HKI 0517 is the source of this 450-nucleotide messenger RNA. RefSeq lists its product as uncharacterized. Gene Ontology annotation, biological process: translational initiation. Gene Ontology annotation, cellular component: cytoplasm. The record is from RefSeq and is a predicted model, not a curated record. The coding region runs from base 1 to 450 and encodes 149 amino acids. Gene Ontology annotation, molecular function: RNA binding; translation initiation factor activity. The transcript is spliced from 3 exons. Lineage: Eukaryota; Fungi; Ascomycota; Eurotiomycetes; Onygenales; Arthrodermataceae.
AUGCCGAAGAAUAAGGGAAAGGGUGGUAAAAACAGACGUCGUGGAAAGAACGAAAACGACAAUGAGAAGCGCGAGCUGACCUUCAAGGAGGAGGGACAAGAAUACGCCCAGGUAGUCAAGAUGUUGGGUAACGGUCGAUUAGAGGCUCUCUGUUUCGACGGGGAGAAACGCCUGGCUCAUAUCCGUGGAAAGCUUCGCAAGAAGGUCUGGAUCAACCAAGGAGACAUCAUCCUUCUCUCGCUCCGCGAUUACCAAGACGAAAAGGGAGAUGUCAUUCUCAAGUACAACGCCGACGAGGCCAGAAGUUUGAAGGCCUAUGGCGAGCUCCCAGAGAGUGCCAAGAUCAACGAGACUGAUACCUAUGGUCAUGAGGGUAUUGAAGACAACGUCGAGUUCGACGAGGAUCGUGAUAGCAGUGAUGAAAAGGACAUCGACGUCGACGAGAUCUGA